AUGAUCGACGCAUCGUUUCUGUUCAAUUUGGACGAUGGACCGUGUUUGGACAAACUCGCGGUUGGGCAGCAGUUGAGUUUAUGGCUGGAGAAUUGUUCAACAGUGAAUGGGGUGAAUUCGUUGGGAUUGCUGGAAGAUGAACGACAAUUCCAUCUGAAAAUGUGUCGAUUGGCCAGGAAAACGCAAAAUUUGAGAUUGGCUGAUAGACAGUUGAAAUUAUUUGUGAGCAAACAACAGCAACAACAACAAAUGCAACAGAGACAGAGGACGUAUACUAACGGAUUGUUGUUACAAGUUAGUUAG
This is a messenger RNA of Anisakis simplex (herring worm), 303 nucleotides long. NCBI's taxonomy places the organism in Eukaryota, Metazoa, Nematoda, Chromadorea, Rhabditida, Anisakidae. The record is from the annotation of a GenBank genome assembly.